Molecule: messenger RNA, 732 nt
Organism: Aspergillus versicolor CBS 583.65
Lineage: Eukaryota; Fungi; Ascomycota; Eurotiomycetes; Eurotiales; Aspergillaceae
Product: H/ACA ribonucleoprotein complex subunit GAR1/NAF1
Exons: 5
Coding region: 141-542 (133 amino acids)
Biological process (GO): snoRNA guided rRNA pseudouridine synthesis; ribosome biogenesis
Cellular component (GO): box H/ACA snoRNP complex
Molecular function (GO): box H/ACA snoRNA binding
Source: RefSeq, a predicted model, not a curated record
AUUAUCCGGAAGGCGGUGGAGCACGUGAUUUUAAACUGCCCUGCGGCUAGCGACACUUUACCCUUUCGAGGUUCCCACCGUUUGAAAACUUCUCCGCGAUCAGUCCGCAGCAGGUCGACAAGAACAACUACAACAUCAAAAUGUCAUUUCGCGGAGGCGGUCGUGGUGGCUUUUCCGGCCGUGGCGGAGGUUUCGGUGGCCGUGGAGGCCGGGGAGGUUUCCAGCAGUCUUACGGACCCCCAGAUCAAGUACUAGAGAUGGGUACUUUCAUGCAUGCUUGUGAAGGCGAGAUGGUUUGCGAAUCUAUCAACCCCAAGAUUCCCUACUUCAACGCCCCCAUCUAUUUGGAGAACAAGACUCCCAUUGGCAAAAUCGACGAAGUCCUAGGUCCCAUCAACCAAGUAUAUUUCACCAUCAAGCCCCAGGAAGGAAUCGUCGCGGCCUCGUUCAAGCCCGGCGACAAGGUCUUCAUCGGCGGCGACAAGCUCCUUCCGAUUGAGAAGUAUGCAUCCCAAUAUCCGAAUCAGGAAACUAGCCGCUAACCAGCUAUAAUAGGUUCCUUCCCAAGCCUAAGCCUCCUCCAGGUUCCAAGCCCAAGAAGGCAGUCGGAGCUCGUGGUGGCGGCCGUGGCGGCCGCGGUGGUGGUCGUGGAUUCGGUGGUGGCUUUGGCGCUCCCCGCGGUCGCGGUGGUGCCCCGAGAGGACGCGGUGGCCCUCGUGGUGGAGGUGGAUU